Magnolia sinica is the source of this 1639-nucleotide messenger RNA. RefSeq names its product cyclin-L1-1. Gene Ontology annotation, molecular function: cyclin-dependent protein serine/threonine kinase regulator activity. Gene Ontology annotation, biological process: regulation of transcription by RNA polymerase II. Gene Ontology annotation, cellular component: nucleus. NCBI's taxonomy places the organism in Eukaryota, Viridiplantae, Streptophyta, Magnoliopsida, Magnoliales, Magnoliaceae. The record is from RefSeq and is a predicted model, not a curated record. The coding region runs from base 153 to 1442 and encodes 429 amino acids. The transcript is spliced from 9 exons.
CUCUUUUUAGUUUUUUUAUUUUUUCUUUGGUCAAGCACGUCAAGGAGCAGCAGUAGCGACAUCAUGUAUCUCCCACUCUCUCUAUCCCCUUAUCUGUCCAUAUCUCAUCAAUUUGGUUGUAUACCUGACUUGACUGAGGUUUCUCUUGAAAGAUGAUUUACACAGCAAUAGAUACAUUCUACCUGACAGAUGAGCAGCUAAGAAACUCACCAUCUAGGAAAGAUGGCAUAGAUGAAACGACAGAAAUGACACUCCGUAUCUAUGGCUGUGAUCUUAUCCAAGAAAGUGGCAUCUUACUCAAAUUACCUCAAGCAGUAAUGGCAACCGGCCAGGUUCUAUUCCAUCGAUUCUACUGCAAGAAGUCUUUCGCCCGCUUCAAUGUCAAGAGGGUUGCUGCGAGUUGUGUUUGGCUGGCUUCAAAACUGGAGGAGAGCCCAAGAAAAGCAAAGCAUGUCCUCAUUGUCUUCCACAGAAUGGAAUGUAGGAGGGAGAAUUUACCCAUAGAGCACUUGGAUCCCUUUUCUAAGAAAUAUAGUGAACUGAAGAUGGAUUUGAAUAGAACAGAGCGCCAUUUACUGAAAGAAAUGGGUUUCAUAUGUCAUGUGGAACAUCCUCAUAAAUUCAUCUCCAAUUACCUUGCCACCCUUGAAACCCCUCUGGAAUUGAGACAAGAGGCGUGGAAUCUUGCCAAUGAUAGUUUGAGAACAACCUUAUGUGUUCGAUUCAAAAGCGAAGUGGUGGCUUGUGGGGUUGUAUAUGCAGCAGCUCGUAGGUUCCAAAUCCCCCUACCUGAAAACCCACCUUGGUGGAAAGCUUUUGAUGCGGAAAAGUCGGGGAUCGAUGAAGUUUGUAGAGUCCUAGCACACCUGUACAGUCUUCCCAAGGCAAAAUACGUUAAUGUAUGUAAAGAUACAGAUUCAUCCCGUUCGACAAAUAAAGCAUGGGACUCACAAAGUCAAGCUCCAAAGGAAAGCUCAGUGAAUGAUGCGGCUAAUGAUACCAGUACCCCCAAGGCGGCAGUCAAUGAUGCUGGUGGGUGUAAAGAUUCACUGAUAAAAGCAGCACUAGACAAACUGAAAGUAUCAAAGAAGACUGAAGACGAUAUGAAAAUCGUUCCUGUUGAAGGAGAAGCAAAAGAGGAAACUGCUGCCAAGCCCAAGUUGGAUCAUAGAACUGAUGCAAGUGGAGAAAGGAAUAGGGAGAGAGAGAGGGAGAGAAUGAAGGUUCGAGACCGUGACAAGGGUGGCAGGGACUCCGACCGGGAGCGGGAGAAGGAGCAAGAUCGUGACAGAGAAAAGCUCAAGGAGAGAAGUCACCGUGUCAAGGAUAAGGGGAAAGAUUCAGGACAUUCCGAGAAAUCAAGACGUCAUUCAUCUCGAGAGUAUGCCUUUUGUUACAGACCGUGGCGAAUACCACAGCAGCUCAUAUUCAUCACGGGAUAAGGAGCGGCACAGACACCACCCUUAUGCAUGAGGGAAGAACAUGCGUGCCUGUUGUUUGUGCAACAUUGGGAAGCUUUAUACCAUAAAAAACACUGCAACUUGUAACAGUAAAAGUCUUUGGUUGAUUGAAACUCUUUUAGAGGGUUUAUUGGCUCAUUAUCAGAUUUCAUCUAAUUAAUCACAAUUCUAAUUGGCCA